This is a messenger RNA of Musa acuminata AAA Group (dessert banana), 4680 nucleotides long. Its product is annotated as putative disease resistance protein RGA1. The coding region runs from base 98 to 4141 and encodes 1347 amino acids. Gene Ontology annotation, molecular function: ADP binding. The record is from RefSeq and is a predicted model, not a curated record. Gene Ontology annotation, biological process: defense response to other organism. Lineage: Eukaryota; Viridiplantae; Streptophyta; Magnoliopsida; Zingiberales; Musaceae. The transcript has 3 exons.
ACUCGACUGCACGAUCGUCGGAGACAAUACUUGUCUUCUCCUCUGCCCUCGUACGAAAAGCGAGCGAGCGAACAAGCGAGAGGGAGAAGAGAAAGAGAUGGCCGUCGCGAUCAUCGCCCGUGUCCUGAAUCUGGUGGACUCCCUUGAAGCCUUCAUCCGGGGAUCGAACGCCUUGCCGCCGUGCAUCCCCGGGCUGCGGGAAGACAUCGCCGAACUGCAGCGGACCUUGACGAGCAUCAGAUCCGCCGUGCACGGUGCGGAGGAGGAGCAGACCACCGACGAGUUGGCCAAGCGCUGGCUCGCCCAGCUCAGGGCCUCGGCCUACGACGCCGAGGACGUGAUGGAGGAGUUCAAUUACCAGCUCCGGAGCACGGUCGAUGCUGCCAACCCACCUCUUUCGGCCCCUCCUGUCGCCGACGUGGCUCCUUUGGUACUCAUCACCCUGGCUGUGGGGUUGAAGGGACUAAGGGAGAGAUUUCAGGAGAUAUCGAGGGUAAGGGAAGUCGUUCAAGCGGGUGAGGAAGGUGGAGCGAAGCGUGCCGAUACCCGAUGUUGGCGGCCGACUGGCGGCCUCAUGGAUGGCGAAUCCCUUGUGUUUGGCAGGGAUAAAGAUAAGGAGGAGAUAUUGAAGCAGCUGCCGCCGCCGUCGACUGAUGGGGAGUCGAAUGCCGCGAAGUUGACCGUGCUCCCCAUUGUUGGGAUGGCAGGACUAGGGAAGACAACCCUUGCACAACUGAUCUACAACGAUGAUCAAAUGAAGCAUUUUGAGGUGAGAAUGUGGAUCCAUGUCUCCCAAGACUUCGAUGUGAUCAAGCUGACAAGGGCAAUGGUGGAAUGCGCGACAGGAGAGCCUCGCCUUCUCUCGGAGCUGCAUCUGCUCCAAUCCGAACUGGAGGAGAAAGUAGCAGGGAAGUGCUUCUUUCUGGUGUUGGAUGACGUAUGGGACGACAGCGGAAGCCACUGGGAGAACCUGCGAAUCCCUUUGCUUUCGGCACACAAAGAAAGUAAAGUUCUACUGACCACCAGGAGUCACAGUGUUGCAAAGUCCAUGGGCACAAUGCCUUCCUACAAUCUGGAGCCUCUUAAGGAUGAUGACUGCUGGUCAUUGUUCUGCGAAAAAGCAUUCCAUGGCCAAACACAAGAUAAAUGCCUGGUAAAAAUCGGCAAGAAAAUUGUCCAAAAGUGCAAAGGUUUGCCUCUUACCUUGAAAGUGCUUGGAUUGCUUUUACGGGGUGAAGAACAUGAGGAUAGAUGGUCUGAGAUCUUAGAGAGUAAUAUGUGGGAUCUUAGUGGAUGCCAAGACAGCAUCGUACCCAUCCUCAGGCUGAGCUACCUACAAUUGCCGACACCAAUAAAGCAAUGUUUUACUUAUUGCUCGAUAUUUGGAAAAGGGCACCAGUUUUUGAGGCAGAAGACUGUCCGAAUGUGGGUCGCACACGAUUUCAUUGAGACUGAUGGAAGAAGAAAGGUAGAGGAUGUCGGUUGUGAAUAUUUUGAUGUUCUGCUCUCACGAUCUUUCUUCCAGCACAGCAAAGAAGAUGGAUACUUUGUCAUGCAUGACCUUGUUCAUGAUCUUGCUGUAUCUAUUUCCGAAGGCGAGUGUUUCAGGAUGGAUGUGCUUCCUGGUAAAGAAUGUAGUGGGAUGGAGGUAGACAGGGAACUCAAUUUCCCUAGAGGUGUUCGGCAUUCUUCAUUGACCUUUUGUUCUACUUCCACUGAAGCAGACUUUCGACCCCUUUUUGCAGCCAAAUCAUUGCGGACAUUGUUCUUGAACUAUACUUCAGGGACUUUGAUCAAGCCUUUAAUGCAUCACCGACAUGCUAAUGUCCUGAAUGAUUUGUUCAUAAAGUUGAAAUAUCUACGAGUUCUAUUUUUGGAUUGUACAUUUUCUCCUAGGUUACCUGAUUCAGUUGGCAACUUAAAAUUUCUCCGCUAUCUUGGUGUUGUGAGUGUGAAUUUGAAAAGCUUUCCACAGUCAAUAUGUGCCCUCGAGAACCUCCAGACGUUAGAAUGGGAUAGUGCAGAGAAAAUCAUGCUUCCUCAAGGCACAUCAAACUUGAUUAACCUAAGAUGUCUUGAUGGUCCAUCUUGUGCAGCAUUUCCAGAGGGAAUCGGAAGAUUAACGAAACUUCAACAGUUGCCAGAAUUUCAUGUGCCCAACAGACAUGGUUAUGCAGGGAUGGCAGAACUCAAAGAUCUAGCAGAUCUCCAAGGAGUACUUAAGAUACUGAAUUUGGAAAAUGUUACUUAUCUGGAAGAUGCAAUGAAGGCUAAUUUGAAAGGCAAACCAGAUCUAACCACUCUGGACCUGCGAUGGAGUAAGGAUAGUGGAUACUGGGAUAAUGCUUCUGCAGUCCUUCAGUGUCUCCAGCCCCACACUAAUAUACAAGAAGUCAGGAUACAUGAAUACAAGCAUGAUCACCUAUCAGAAUGGCUCUGUCAUCCUUCAUACUGCAAAUUAGUCACCAUUAGACUCCAGAGUUGUAUGCUUUCGGCUCUGCCAUCAUUUGGGCAACUCUUAUCCCUCAAGCAUCUCUCUUUGGACUACAUUAGAGGACUGGAGUAUAUUGGCCCUGCAUUUUUUUGUGGCGGAUUUCCAUCACUUAAGAUACUUCAACUGAAUGGGAUUGAACAUUUGGUAGAAUGGUCUGGGGCUGAACAAGGUCACCUCCCCCAACUUAAUGAACUUGUAGUUCUAAAUUGUCAGUUUCUGGAGCGCCUUCCACUGAACAACUUGACUGCUUUACAAAUACUUUGGAUCUCAUAUUGUUCAAAUCUCCAAACAUUAUAUUAUGAGAGCUCUCCCCCUUUCAUUGGCAUACAACAACAUGGAUCCAUUAAGCAUCUUCAGAUUGUUGGAUGCCCCAAGCUCAAGUUCUUACCAGAGUAUCAAAUUCCAGCAAGCCUUCGAUUCCUUGUGGUGAGCAGGUCUUCCUUGCUGAUAAAUUGGUGCCACAGAAAUUUCAGCAAGUUGCUGCAUGUCCAAAAAAUACGAGGAUUGGACUCAAUGGAAGUAAUACUAAAUGAUAUUUUUACUGUUGAAGAGGCAAGAAAUGCGUGUUUGAACAGACAAUGCAUAUACAUGUUGCAUUUGGAAUGGGAACCUUCUCUGGAUUCCACAGGUUAUACAUAUGAUGAGGCUAAUGAAGUGCUUGAGUGCCUUCAGCCAAGUGCCACCCUGAACAGACUUGCUAUAAGAGGUUACAAUGGUUCGAGUUUUGCUGGUUGGCUUUCCAGUCCUUCCUUCAAUCUGGUAAGCAUAAGACUAGAGUCCUGCCCUGAAUGCAAGGUUCUCCCUGCUCUAGGCCAACUGCAAUACCUCAUGGAACUAUACCUAGAGAGAUUGCAUGGAAUAAAAUCUAUUGGCCUUGAGUUUUAUGGGAAUGACACAACGAAGGGUUUUCCGUCGCUGAGAAGACUUGAACUGAUGAGCAUGGCUGGUCUGGAGGUAUGGCAGGGAGCAUCAGAUGGUGAAUUUCCUACCCUUCGACAGCUUAUAGUAAGAGAUUGUAUCAAGCUGAGGGGCUUGCCAUGUCUCUCACCUUCCGUGCAGGAAAUAAAAGUUGAAAAUUGUCAUGAGCUGAUUUUGGACUUAUCAUCCAACCUGAGCUCACUACUCAAUUUGCAUGUUUCCAACAUUUCAGUGAUGAAGGAAUUGCGCAAACUCUCUUACCUCUCAGUGCUUGUUGUAGAGAAAUGCAUGAGUGAUACUCUUGCUGAGCUUCCAACCCUCCGUGACCUGGUGGUGAGUGGAUGCAAUGAGAGGAUGUUGCUUGAUUCAUUACCAGGUCUAACUGCUCUCACCACCUUAAAGAUUUCCUGCCUCACAAACUUGGAAUCCCUACCAUUGCAUAAUUUUAGAAUACUUGAAGAACUUGUUAUUUCAGAGUGCCCAAAGCUCAUCUCUAUUGAAUGUUUCCAAACCUUUUCUUACGAGCCCUAUUAUGUAGAUGGUCUACUGUCACUUUCAUCUCUGAAACGCAUGACUAUUACUGGUUGCCCUGAACUCUUCUUCUCCGCAAGUGAACAGCUGCCACCCACACUUCAAUCUAUUAGGAUCUCUGGUUGCCGCUUGCUGAGAACAUGGUACCAAAGAUAUUCAAGCAGGUUCAAUGUAAGUGGCAUCGUUUUUGAUGAUUAGUGCUGAAUUGGAACAGGAAAAUUUGACUGGCCAAGAGAUUUGGAUACAAAGGGAAAAAGUUUGGUGUUAUUUCUAGAGAAUAAGGAAAAGGGCGGAUGGCAGCUAGCACGUUACACUUCACUGAAUCAUAUAUACCGCUGAUCUUCCUGGGCUAUUGAGAUGAUGAAGACAUACUGAAUUGAGCAUCCAUCAGUCAAAGGUUAAUUUACUAAAUUAUACUGCUUAAUGUGAGCUAAAAGCCUCUUGAAACUGGAGGACCUGCUUAUAAUACCGGCUGCAUGUGACCAAUGUGGAUGGCAGAUUAGAGGGGAGGCAAAAGUUUUCAUUUGACAAUGAUUUAUCAUGAUCCUUCAACACUUUACAGGAUUCAAAGAUUAAUGAAGUGCAGAGAGGAUUCAAAAUGUUGUUUCAGUUUUUGUUUUCUUGGAACAAUGUUUACAUUCAGAAUCUGUGAAGACAUUGUAAUGGAAUGUGAGAUGCCAAAUACUAUGGAUCUUUUAACUUGUCUCCAUCAAAUGAAAUGUUUUUGUGCUUUAUAA